CGCCGGCGCUCACACACUCCACUCUCCACACUUUGUUUCCAUUCCGUCCGCUCGCAGUGGCCGAGGCACACACGGCGCCGUCAGCAGCCCCCUCCACACAUACACACACACACAUACACACACUCACUUGCUCUCUCUCUCAGACACACAGACACAGAGCGAGCCAGCCACGGGCUACCUGUGCGCUCUGCGGCCGCUCCGCCCGGGAGGGGACGGACUCUUCCUGUCAUUCCCAGAUUCACUGGAAAAGAGAGUAAAACUACCGACCCGGGCUGCAGACCCGAGCGGAGAGAGAGAGAGAGAGAGAGAGAGACAGGAGGCUCAACUUGGCUGAUUCCAACCCAGGCGGCUUGAACUGAGCUGGAAGUUUUCCCGGCCGAUCGGAGAAGGAAUAAUUUGGAGCGGCACGCGGCGCGGUUGUGGAUAUUUGCGUCCACCUUGCCUCCUGCUCAGAAGAAUGGCGAGAGAUUACGCAUCGCGCCGCCCGGGCUCCUGGCUGGCGGCGGCGGCGGCAGCGCUCCUCCUCGCAGCUCAAGGUAUUUGGUGUCAGAAGGUGCGGGUUGAAGAGGAGCUGGAGGCGUAUCCCACGGAGUCUGUUGAUCUCCGCUGCCAGUUCAUCGACGGAGGAGGCCUGACCAAGCUCACGCAGGUGUCGUGGAUUUGGGAGCCCGUCGAUGGCCAAAGGGACAACAUCGCCGUUUACCACCCGGUUUAUGGCGAGAGCUUCCCCAACCUGUCCUUCAAGGGCCGGGUGGCGUUCCUGCACAACAGACUGGAGAACCCCUCCAUCCGGAUUUCUAACCUGAGGAUGUCGGACGCCGGGCGCUAUACCUGCGAGUACGCCACCUACCCGUCUGGAAAUGAACAAGGAACAACAACCCUCAUCAUGCUCGCCAAGCCCAGAAACUCCGCCAACGUGGUGACGGUCCAGGCGGGCACCAAGUCGGUGGUGGUGGCCCGGUGCGAGGCGGCGGACGGCAAACCCGCCGCCACCAUCAAGUGGCUGGCGUCGGUGGGAGGCAACCACUCCACCAGCAGCACCAGCGGGCCCGACGGCACGGUGACGGUGCGCAGCGAGUACCGGCUGGUCCCCACCGCCGCGGACAACGGCAGGGAGGUGACCUGCAUGGUGGACCAGAGGACGCAGGAGAGGCCGUGGGUCAACUCCGUCAAGCUCUCUGUGGAGUACCCCCCCUCUGUGUCCAUAGAGGGCUACGACAACAACUGGUAUGUUGGCCGUUCUGACGCCGCUCUGCUGUGUCUCGCCAACGCCAACCCGGCGCCCACCACCGUCACCUGGACCGCGGCUUCAGGGCCGUUGCCGGAGACGGUUGUGGUGGACGGCAACAGGCUGGAGGUGAGGAAAGUGGACGAUGCCGUCAACACCACGUUCAUCUGCGAGGUGAAAAACAAACACGGGGCCAGCAGGCAUCAGAUCACCACCUUCGUCAGCGAAGAGGAGCGGCAGUUCAUCCCCGGCCCGUCGACGGGAGCCGUGUUAGGAGGCAUCCUGGGCACGCUGGCCUUCAUCAGCAUCAUCGUCGGCAGCGUCCUCUUCAUCCGAAAGCGCCAGCAGGACGGAGAGGGCCCACCCAAGCACAAGCCCCCUCCCCCUGUGAAGGCAGGCAGCUCCACCGAGAUGCUGAACAAGCCGUCGGAGCCUCCCACAGCCACAGAGACGCUGCCUCUGAGCCCAGGAGAGGUUUACUACGAGCCCACAGGAGGAGAGCCUGUCACAAAUCUGGAUGAGGAGACGACGGUCGGCGCCCUGAACGGCGGCGCCCCUCCGGUCCUGGACAGCUCGGCCAAGUACGACAACGUCGGCGAGCUGAAAGACCGCGCCGGUGACGGCUACCACGGCAACGAACUGGAUUCCUCCAGCCGCGAGCCGCCGGCCGCCAACAUCUCCCGCGGCGAGAGCUUCGUGUCUCCCGCCAUGUACGUGUAGCGGCGGCGGCGGCGGCGGCCAGAAAGCGCAGAGUGACGGCGUGCAGGCAGGUCCAGGUCACCUCCAUUAGCAGAGGCGAGCACACAACACCAUCAGACACCCUCUCAAUUGUAACUUUCAGUCUCACUGAUGAAUGUUUUGGGUUUAUUUGUCCUUAUCGGGUUUUUUUAGUGGGUGUUGUGGGUCAUUUAUCUGUUUACAUAUAUAUAAAUAUAUAUAUUUAUCUGGGAGUUUUUAUUUUUGUCUUUUAAACUUCUGCAAACUAGAGUGUUGCUAAAUUGAGAAAUACGUUUAAAUCAACGAUACCUGACAAGCCAGACAGCAAGGCGAGGCUCCCUAAUUUGUACAGCACAUUUCCUCAACACGGUAAUUCAAACUCAACGGUGAAAUGCGAGUCAGAACAAACAGCGGCAGGAGAAUUAAAGAUAACAGAGCGGGGAGGAAUGAAAACAGCCCAGUGAAAAGAAAGGUCUUCAGUCUGGUGUGAAAAGAGCUCGGAGUCGUCCCGCGGUUCUCUGGGAGGCUGCCUGGAAUAUUUGCUGCAUGGAAACCACAAACAGCCUCUGCCUGUUUGGUUCCGACUCUGGGAAAGCCGGUCUGAUCCGGACGGCGCGGCGCAGCAGAUUAUUAGACGAACACUCAGCUCACUGCGUGUGCGCAAAAUUAGAAAUUACACUUAAAAAAAAAAACCAGCGUUGUCGCCGGAUUCCCUCAUGAAUGUUUCAUGCCUUGUCUUGCGUCGUGAACGUGAUCAAAAUCUGAACGACUGUCGCAUGUGAGGCUGAGUCCUGAGCCGCUCUGUGCAAAACAAGCUUUCUCCUCCAUAUAGACGUCUGGAACAUCAGGCUUCCACGGCAGUCGACAGAGUCCUGCACACGCAGUAGAAAUACCUUUGAAAUCCUGUGUAAGAACCCCUCUUUCACCGUUGGGUGACUUUGAAUUACACAAAGCUGAAUUUAGUCCCGAGAAAGUCCCAGACCAGGUCGUGUCGCUGUCCAGGCAGCUUCAAUUAAUCACUCCACCAAAAACUUUCCAAGUAUUUCACUUAUUCUUCAACUUUUACAAUAACUUUAAAAAAAAAAAGAAGAGACUCUCACCCAGGGCAGCGGUCCAUUAAAGAAACAUUCCACUUUAUUAUGUUGUCAAAGAGCCUCCAACGUGUGGAAGCAGCGAGCUGCUUGUUAGCGCCGACCAAAGGGAAUCACGGCGCUUUCAGCCCGCCGUAACCUGGCAACAUCACAUGAUUAGAACGCCAUGAUUCAUAUUUGUUGUGGUUAAUUGCAAGACUUGGUUGGACUGUGUGUUUGGGAGGUAAAAGUCUGCUUACAGCAAAGCACAUACACACACACACACACACGCACACACACCAAUUUUACUCGUCCGUCCCUGUCAAAUAACUCACACUUUUAAGGGUUGAGAAAAACAUCACAAGGAAUGUAUCGCAAAACCGUGUGAAAGCUCUGCAUAUAUCAGAAGAAUACUGCCAUUAAAACCAUUUUAACAGAUUAAAAUGGUCACACACUCUCAUAUAUGCAGAAUAUUUUGCGCCUGUAGAAAAUAUGCAUCUAUAUUUUAGCCAAUAGUACCUAAAGAGUUGAAAAAAAAAAAAGUAUUAAAAUAAGGUGAACAACAAGAUGCCUGCAGGCUAAAACAAACACUGGUGUUCAUAGAUGUCACAUUGUACCAAAUGAACAGUGUAAAUACUACUGAUGAAUAAUAUAUUGUGGGUGAAAUGUGUACACAUUAAAAAAAAAAACAAAGUGUAGGUGUUUUUUCAGUGCCUCUGUGCCAGGGGAUGGACGUGUGUUCAGUGUCAAAUGAGCGGUUAA
Molecule: messenger RNA, 3777 nt
Organism: Salarias fasciatus (jewelled blenny)
Lineage: Eukaryota; Metazoa; Chordata; Actinopteri; Blenniiformes; Blenniidae
Gene: pvrl2l
Product: PVR cell adhesion molecule related 2 like
Exons: 10
Coding region: 458-1948 (496 amino acids)
Source: RefSeq, a predicted model, not a curated record